UCUCGCCCCUUUCCUCUCAAAAACCCCCAAAACCCUAAGCCUAUAAAUCCGCAUUUCCACCUCUAAACCCUUCUCCUUCGCUAGCCUCCGUCAAAAACCCUUGAAGCCACAAACUCAGACACACCCGGUUUCCACCAUGUCUGAAGUCGAGCUUUCUCGUUCUGAGAAGAAAAAACACAAGAAAAAAACCCAAGAAACUGAAACAGAGACGAACCCUACAGACACAGUCAAAGAUUUCAUGAUCAAACCUCAGAACUUCACCCCAACAAUAGACACUUCACAGUGGCCAAUUCUUUUGAAAAACUACGACAGACUUAAUGUGCGAACUGGACACUACACUCCACUUCCAUGUGGUCACUCACCUCUCAAGCGUCCACUUGCUGAAUACAUCAGGUAUGGUGUUAUGAAUCUUGAUAAACCAGCAAACCCAUCAUCACAUGAAGUUGUUGCUUGGAUUAAGAGGAUUUUACGUGUCGAAAAAACUGGUCAUAGUGGUACUUUAGACCCUAAAGUUACUGGUAAUUUAAUUGUUUGCAUUGAUAGAGCUACUAGACUUGUUAAAUCUCAACAAGGUGCUGGGAAAGAGUAUGUUUGUAUUGCUAGAUUGCAUGAUAAGAUUGCUGAUGUUACGAAAGUAGCCAGAGCAUUAGAGACGCUUACUGGAGCGGUUUUUCAGAGGCCGCCCUUGAUUUCGGCUGUUAAAAGACAGCUUAGAAUUAGGACAAUUUAUGAGAGUAAGUUGUUAGAGUAUGAUGCAGAUAAGCAUUUGGUUGUUUUUUGGAUUUCGUGUGAGGCGGGGACAUAUGUUAGGACAAUGUGUGUGCAUUUGGGGUUGAUUCUUGGGGUAGGUGGGCAUAUGCAAGAAUUGAGGAGGGUGAGGUCAGGGAUUUUAGGGGAGAAAGAUAAUAUGGUUACUAUGCAUGAUGUCAUGGAUGCUCAAUGGGUUUAUGAUAAUUAUCGUGAUGAGAGUUAUUUGAGGAGGGUUAUUAUGCCCCUUGAAGUGAUUUUGACUAGUUAUAAGAGGCUGGUUGUGAAGGAUUCUGCUGUGAAUGCAAUUUGUUAUGGUGCUAAGUUGAUGAUUCCAGGGCUGUUGAGGUUUGAGAAUGAUAUUGAGGCUGGUGAGGAAGUUGUGUUGAUGACUACUAAGGGUGAGGCUAUUGCUCUGGGAAUUGCUGAGAUGACAACUGCUGUUAUGGCUACUUGCGAUCAUGGUGUUGUGGCAAAGAUUAAGAGGGUUGUGAUGGAUAGGGAUACUUAUCCGAGGAAAUGGGGAUUGGGGCCGAAGGCAUCAAUCAAGAAGAAGUUGAUUUCUGAGGGGAAGUUGGAUAAACAUGGGAAACCAAAUGAUAAUACUCCUCAUGAAUGGGCGAGAAAUUUGGUUUUGCCUGCUGGUGGUGAUUCCAUGGUUGCUGGCCUUGCUGCUGCUGCUGAACCAGUUGUGAAGGAGAUUGGUGAAGAUGGUGAGGGGCGCAAGCGCAAAUUGGAUGAAAGCUCUGAUAGCCCUGCUGCUCAUGUUGCAAAGAAGGCUAAAACUGAAUUAGUUAAAGAUGAAGAGAGUGUCAAGGUUAAGAAGGUGAAGGAAGAGCUUGUGGAGGGAAGUGAUGAUGAGAAAAAAGACAAAAAGAAGAAGAAAAAGAAGAGUAAAGAGGACGGUGAGGCUGGAAAGGAAGAGAAGGUUGAGUUGAAGAAGCUAAAGGAAGAGCCUGUUGUGGGAAGUGAAGAUGAGAAGAAAGAGAAAAAGAAGAAGAAAAAGAAGAGUAAAGAGGAUGCUGAAGUGGAAAAUUUAGUAGAAAAGGAGACUGAGAAGUCUGAGAAGAAGAAAAAGAAGAAGAAAGACAAAGAGGCUGAAGAGGCCGCAACCAUUGAGAAUGGCAAAGCUGAUGGAGAGGCUGAUAAAAGUGAGAAGAAGAAAAAGAAGAAGAAGGACAAAGAUGGAGAAGAUUAGACAAGAAAGUUAGUAACAUUUUGAUUCAAGGGCAUGAGGUCAAGGAAGCCCUCGGAUAUUUGCAGAUGCAGCAGGAUUGGAGCUUGUUUGCCUUGCAAGCCCUGCAUGGAUUCCAAGUUCAUCUAUUCAGAAUCAAAAGGCCGAUUUCUGUAGAUAGCUUCAGUUUUGGAGCUGCCUUCGAACUGUUUCAUGGUUUAUGCUGGUUCGAUCCACAACAUUCUGUGUAAUGUGUCUGUGGUUUAGUUAAGGAACUUUCUUAGUAUGGUUGCUUUUAGACUGUAAUGGAUGUUUAAGUGUCUACAUUUUCUCACCUAGAUAUGCUACGUUAAGUUUUCCAUGACUUGUAGUGGGUUUUGGAUUGAACGUGAAAUCAUCAAUUAAGAUACAUCUUGUUACAGAAUAAA
Molecule: messenger RNA, 2349 nt
Organism: Populus trichocarpa (black cottonwood)
Lineage: Eukaryota; Viridiplantae; Streptophyta; Magnoliopsida; Malpighiales; Salicaceae
Product: H/ACA ribonucleoprotein complex subunit 4
Exons: 2
Coding region: 137-1945 (602 amino acids)
Biological process (GO): snRNA pseudouridine synthesis; mRNA pseudouridine synthesis; box H/ACA sno(s)RNA 3'-end processing
Cellular component (GO): box H/ACA snoRNP complex
Molecular function (GO): RNA binding; pseudouridine synthase activity
Source: RefSeq, a predicted model, not a curated record